Ordospora colligata OC4 is the source of this 2541-nucleotide messenger RNA. RefSeq names its product putative transcription regulator protein. Gene Ontology annotation, biological process: regulation of DNA-templated transcription. Gene Ontology annotation, molecular function: transcription corepressor activity. Bases 1 to 2541 code for a protein of 846 amino acids. NCBI's taxonomy places the organism in Eukaryota, Fungi, Microsporidia, Ordosporidae. The record is from RefSeq and is a predicted model, not a curated record. The transcript has a single exon.
AUGCCAAGGAGCCAUGAUAAGUGCCUCAGUAAUCAGAAUGAAGAGCAUUGGAGCGAUUCGGGAAUAGUUGAUGGGGACGGCGAGGAUUUGGAUGGAAGAAAGGAAUGCUGGAGGGCAAGUGCUCGGGAAGAUUCGCAUGAACGAAGAUCUGUGAGUGGGAGAGAAGUGGAGAAGCUGUUGUUUCGAAAGGGACAGCAAGCCGAGGUGGAUCUGAACGAAGCGAUUUCGUAUUUGAAUAGAAUCCGGGAGGAGUAUUGUAAUAAUAUGGAUGUGUAUGAUAAGUUUGUGGAGGUAAUGAAGGACUUCAAAUUUGGGAAGAUUGAUGCGCAAGAAGCAUGCAUGAAUGUAAGGGAGAUACUGAAAGCAAAGCCACAUCUUGUUGUGCGUUUUAAUGGAUAUCUUCCGAAGUACCUGAGGAAUAUGGAAGAUGGAUCUUGUGUGAAUGCAAGUAUGAAGCAUCGUAAGCGAAAAAGAUUGAAUGAAGGAAGCAAACAGGGAGUAGAGGAUGUGAUGACUGCGGUGUUUAUGAGUGAAGAGGCGGUAGAAAGCGAUGGGGUGUAUGCGAAGUACAGGGUUGAUGAAAGUCAGAAUGCCAAGGCCCCUGUAAUGAGUCGAUUUACUAACGUGCAUGAUGCGCAAAGCGGAAAAGAAGUACCUGAGGAGGUAAGCUCUGGGUUUAGGAAGGUAGAGGAAUAUGAGAAGAUGAAGGCCAAGCAAGCGCAUGAGUUUAUACAAAAAGUGAAGAAGCGAUACCACCAGAAUCCAAGCAUAUAUAGAUCUUUUGUAGAGCUGUUACAGUCACAUCAAGUGAAGAGUGGACUGUUUGACCGAAUGAAGGCGGAGGUCAAUAGCUUGUUGUGGGAGAGUCCAGAUCUUUGCGAGGACUUUGAAAAGAAUUUUGUUCCAUUGAAGCGAGUGGGAAUUAGUGGCGAAAAGGAUGUUCUACAAAGGAUUAAGGACGUGCUGAAAGAUAAGAAUCUCCUGGAUGAUUUCCUAAAAUGCAUUAAUUACUUUAAUCAAAAGUUUAUUAGUGAGAGGGAUUUGGUGGCGCUUGUAGAGCCAUUGCUAAGGAAUGAGGAACUGGUGAGGGGAUUUAAAGAGUUUAUUAAUUAUGCAGAGGUUGGGAAAGAAGUGCAUAAGACAGAUAGAUAUAAGAUGGAAGAUGGAUCGUACAAGAUUCUUGUGGAUGAAAUCAAGAGCAACAGGUACCAGGAGGGGAUUGCAAAGGAAGUUCUUAACUUUACAUGCAUAAGCUGUCCUAAGUUUGAAUCUGAAGAUUCGAAUUAUGUGUUUCUGAAGCGGAAUGUGCAUGAGGAGGCGCUAUUCCGAAUUGAAGAUGAGAUAUCUGAGGCGGACAUGGCGAUUGAGAGGAUACAGUACUUUGUAAGUGUGCUUGAGCAGGUUCUUGCAAGUAACGAGGAGUGUGAGAUUGGAAUAAAGGAUAUAAGAAUGUCACCUGGAGUGAUGAAGGAGGUUUUGAAGGGAGUUUAUGGACGGUCUGCAGCGGAGGUACUUGAAGGGAUUUUGAUGAAGCCGCAGAUAGCUAUUCCAAUAGUUAUAAAGCGAUUGUACAUGAUGAAUAAAAAGCUAAGGUUUUGUGUGAGGGAGCGAAGGAAAGUGUGGAAAGAAGUGAUUGAAAGGAACUAUUACAAAGCGCUGGAUGCGGUUGGGUCGUCGUAUAAAGCAAGUGAGAAGGAGAUUUUUACGAUGAAAAGCAUCGUUGAAAGUGCUGGUGAAGGAGCGUGUGUGUAUAUCGAUGAUUAUGAGGUAUUGAAUGAUGUAAAACGUUUAUGUGAGGCUUAUAUUCAAACUAGUCAAACUGAUAAUAAGAAGACAGCUGUGGAAGAUCUGCUGAGUAUGCUGAAUGAAGUGUUUGAGAAGUAUAUGCAUAAGGACUUCAGGAUUGUUUCUGAGUUUUCACUGUUUUGUAUAUAUAGAUUUGUUAUUUUUGCCUAUGAAAGAAUAGCUGAGGUAAAAAGAAUGAUUUUUGAAGGGAUUAUUAGUGAAGAGAUAGAUAGCAAAGAAAAAGAGGAGACUUAUAUGAAGUUGAUGGAUCUGUGUACUGAUUUUAUGAAGAAGGAGAUUGAUGGAUAUAGUUUUGAGGAAGGAGUUCGUGAAAUUACGAAGUGUAAGGGAUUUAGAUUAUACAACCUGAAGAAGAUGAUAUCCCGAAUAGAGAAGGGGAUUAUUUCGUUGGUUGAGAAUAAGUAUCUGAAUCCAUGUGACUUGAAAGGAACGGAGACAAGCAGUGGACUGUAUAGUCUUAGGAAAGAGAAUGAUUUUUUAGAAAUCAAAAUGAUUAAGCAUGAGCCGGGCUAUAAUUGGAACGAGUAUGUGAAGAGAUUUGAGCACUUAGCGUCUUGUCUAGAUAGUAAAGUAGAAGGUCCUUUUAUGAAAAGAGGAUGUAGAAGAGCACCAAUAGUAGGGCAUUUGGAGCAAAACCUUAAGGUAAUUCUGAAUCCGGAGACUUAUGCCAUGAGGUACGUAUUUGGAUCUGAGAUUUUUUAUGUUAAUCUGAAAUCAUAUUUGAGGAGGAUGUAA